AAGAAACCUUUUUCCAACUUUCUACUCCUUCACCGCAACCUUUUAGACAGUGCCCGCUCUGCGACUUUUUGCACGCAGACCGAGGUGAUUAGGUAUAGCGUAGACGAAGGCCGGUUGGGUAAAAGAGCUUGCUAGCCUGUUCAGUGGUGCCUAUAUCUUCAUAACAUUUUGAUACCAAGAAGACCUCCAUUGUGUUUUUCCCGCCCUCUUCUACGGUUGUUUUCGUCAAUGCCACCGAAACGCGCUGGCACUUCGAAACGCAAGGCCGCGUCGGACAGCGACGAUGACGGGACAAGCACCAAAAAAGCCAAGGUCGAAUCUCCCGUCGAAGGAGCACAGCCGACCAACAAAGUCCUGCCAGUGAAUAUCUCGUUCCCGUCGCGAAAAGGGCUGAGGAUCGCAGCGUGGAAUGUUUGUGGACUGGCAGCGAGUCAAAAGAAAGGGUUUAAAUUCUACGUCGAGGCUGAGGAUCCCGACGUCCUUGUGUUGACUGAAACCAAGGUCAACGACGAAUCUGUCGACCCCGCACUGAAAAGCCGGUUUCCUCAUUCCUACUGGUCAAUCUCUUCAAAAAAGACGUACUCUGGGACCGCCGUUCUCUCCAAGCACAAGGCUCUGUCCGUCGAUAAAACCCUUCCAGGACAUCCCGACCCAGAGAUCGUCAAAGGACGCAUCAUCACCCUUGAAUUCGGGAGCUGUUACCUCGUCGCGACCUACGUUCCCAAUGCCGGCACCGACCUCAAGACUCUGGGCGUUAAAAAUGAAUGGAAUGUUCACUUCACGCGAUACAUCCGGGACCUUGACAAGAAAAAACCCGUCAUCUGGACGGGGGACCUCAACGUCGCUCCAACGGAAAUAGAUCUUUGCAAUGCAAAAAAGAACUGGAACAAAACUGCCGGAUAUACUGAGGCUGAAACAACGGCGUACAAAAAUAUCCUUUCACCUCCAGAUGAUUCGCCAGAUGCUGAACAUAAGUUUGUUGAUGUCUGGAGGAAACUGCAUCCUGAAGAUAAACACUAUACCUAUUUCUCCUACCGGUUCAACUGUAGAGCAAAAGGUAUCGGUUGGCGAUUGGAUAUGUUUGUCUUGAGCGAACGCCUAGUAGAUCGCGUCCAGAUGUGCGAAAUCCGAAGCGAAAUAUACGGUGCAUCGGACCACUGUCCUUUGACUCUGGAAAUAGACGGAGAGCUCUAAGUGUGUCGCUUGCACAUUGAUUUCUGUACAUUAUCCCUUCCUGUAUCUUGUUUAUCGUCUCCACCUGUUAAAUUCAUGCAUCUCUUUCUUGCCAACG
Desarmillaria tabescens is the source of this 1291-nucleotide messenger RNA. RefSeq names its product Endonuclease/exonuclease/phosphatase. Gene Ontology annotation, molecular function: phosphoric diester hydrolase activity; DNA-(apurinic or apyrimidinic site) endonuclease activity; double-stranded DNA 3'-5' DNA exonuclease activity. The record is from RefSeq and is a predicted model, not a curated record. The transcript is spliced from 9 exons. Gene Ontology annotation, cellular component: nucleus. Gene Ontology annotation, biological process: base-excision repair. Bases 229 to 1194 code for a protein of 321 amino acids. NCBI's taxonomy places the organism in Eukaryota, Fungi, Basidiomycota, Agaricomycetes, Agaricales, Physalacriaceae.